This is a messenger RNA of Acyrthosiphon pisum (pea aphid), 1314 nucleotides long. RefSeq lists its product as uncharacterized. The transcript is spliced from 3 exons. The record is from RefSeq and is a predicted model, not a curated record. Gene Ontology annotation, molecular function: ligand-gated sodium channel activity. Lineage: Eukaryota; Metazoa; Arthropoda; Insecta; Hemiptera; Aphididae. Gene Ontology annotation, cellular component: plasma membrane. Gene Ontology annotation, biological process: sodium ion transmembrane transport. The coding region runs from base 559 to 1002 and encodes 147 amino acids.
AUCAUGAAUAGUUCUAACGUGAUUGCGCUGAUCUCGGUGCACAACGCAUCACACAACACAUGCGCACUAGAAUUUUUCGUUUUUACAAUAAUAAUUAUUGUUAUUAUACCUAUACAUCCUCUGCAAUCUCUUUAUCACGACACGACACCACCCGCUCGCCCUAUGUUUGGAUGUUUGCAGUAAGUAUAAUGUCUAUGAGUAUAAUAAUUAAUAAACAUUAUUGGGGUUGAGAAUUAUAAUAUUAUAAUUUAUAGCUUGGUAGUUAUACGGGCGAGUCGCACACUGAUGGCGCCUCCUGACGUUUGGUUAAAAUGCGGUUAGUUUAGUCAGGGAAUAGGCGUUGCUACACCGUGUCUUUUUCAGUUUUUUUGAAUGAUUUCUGGCAAAUAACUUAAUUUGGUUAAUAUGAGGUAGGUAACGGUUAGGCCAUACACAAUUUUCAAUGAUUUCUAAGUCUUAACUUCUGUUGAAAAUACAUUAUUGUAGGAUCGUUCUACGUUGUUUGGAUAAUGUUAUAAACUUAAAACUUAUUUGCAACGUGUGGUAUGACUUUCAAUUAUGAUUAGGCAGGUGUUCAUUAUUAAAAAUAAAUCGUGUAUGUUUUAUUGGUAUUUAUUUGAAGUAAGUUAUGCACAUAAAUAUGAUAUUAUAGAUUCAACAAAGCACCCGAAAAAUCUAAAAGAGUGUAAUUGUUUGCCAACGUGUUCUAUGAUCGAAUAUGAAGUAACAGAUACAUCAAAUGUUGACGAUUGGAAUUACAUAAAAUCAAUCAAUUUAGUACAAAAUAAUUCUAGAGGUGCUACGAUUGAAUUAGUUUUCAAAAAACCUUAUUUGACGGCAUAUACAUCCGCAUCGAUUUUAAACCUGGAAUCUCUAAUUAGUAACGUUGGAGGAUUAUUAGGUUUGAUUUUGGGCAUGAAUCUAAUUAAUAUUUUUGAAAUAUUGUAUAUUUUAAUUAAAAUGUUCAAUUACUAUAUUAUUACUUUGUUCUUUACGAAAUGAGACGAACUUAUGUUCAUUAUUCGUAGGUAUAUAAUUAAUAAUAAAAAUAGUUCUAAUGUCUGUAAAAUGUGUUUACAUUACCAAUAGAUAGGUACUUGCCUACUUCAGCAUCCACAAGCAUCGAAUAUCGAAGAUCCUUUAUCGAGACAAUGAAUUAUUCUUAAGUUUUCCUAUCUAUUGUGAAAUUAUUGUAAUAAUAUUAUACCUAUCGUUUAAUUAGCAUUAAAUAAAAUCAACAUAUCUGUAAUUAAAUAGAAAGUUGUCAUGUAACUAUAUAAUAUUAUCGCUGUACUCAUUAAAAUAUAACUAUUA